This is a messenger RNA of Hibiscus syriacus, 537 nucleotides long. RefSeq names its product putative RING-H2 finger protein ATL61. Gene Ontology annotation, molecular function: zinc ion binding. The transcript has 2 exons. Lineage: Eukaryota; Viridiplantae; Streptophyta; Magnoliopsida; Malvales; Malvaceae. Bases 1 to 537 code for a protein of 178 amino acids. The record is from RefSeq and is a predicted model, not a curated record.
AUGGCCAUUAUCAUAGCUGUGAUUCUUCUAUUUCUCGGCAUUGGAAUGCUGGUUAUUCUCCAUAUAUGUAUAGUAGGCGGAUCCUUCAUCAUGAGAGGAUUCCGAAGCCCUUUGAGAUUCGAUGUAAACAAUAACAAUCACAAGAACCGAGCUAUGUCCGAGGACGAUAUUCAGAAGCUUCCAUGUUAUGAUUACAAAGCCAAGGACAGAGAAAAGUUCUUGGCUCCCAGUCUAGGAUUGCUUUUGCCACUUUGCAAGCAUAGUUUUCAUGCUGAAUGUGUGGAUUCAUGGCUUUUGAGGAACCCCAUUUGCCCCAUUUGCCGAACAGGUGCCAGUUCGGGCAAGCCGGGGUCGGUUUUAGGUGAGCAACCUGGUCAUCAGGGUGAAGAUUUUGUUGAGUUGAGAGAGCAUCAUAGCAGGGGAAGCACCAAUUUAGAUGAUGUUAGAAUUGAAGUAAGAAAAUUCGACUUAAACGACGACGACAACAUCAACACGAAUCGAACCAUGUCCGAGGAUGAUGUUAAGAAGCUUCCAUGA